AUGAUAUUUGCGCCCCUCGAUCUCGUCCAAGACAUGUACUAUGGCAUCCUGGGUAUUGCUCUCUUCGCAAUCAGCGGUGGUCUAGUAUUAUCUGCGAGGACCAGGCCAUCUUUAUAUCCUAGAACAGGAGAUCCUACGUUGGCCUUGAUCGGUGGCUCUCUGGCUAUUGCGAAUGCAUUCAUGAUGCUAUUCGAUCUCAGCCUAGCAUAUCUGGACUCUGAGGAGUUUGAAGAAGAAAGUGAAGCAGUGUCGGCGGCAGCAGACGCUUACAUCGACGCGUGGUGGUCGGCGUGUGGUGGUGCUUUAUUUGGCAUGUGUGGUGCGUUAACACUGCGAUCGUGGCGGGAAGUUCCGGCAUGCUUACGACGCACUUACGCGCAAGCUAACGCUGUAUGCUCGCUGGCCGCUGCAGCGUUACUUACCAUAGAUGCACUGCUCGCCGCAUGUUCAGCUCAUAAGGAUGACGACGCUAGCACUAGGACUAAGUCAAAGAAAUCUCUUCCCCGACGUUGA
Messenger RNA from Diatraea saccharalis (sugarcane borer), 513 nucleotides. The record is from the annotation of a GenBank genome assembly. NCBI's taxonomy places the organism in Eukaryota, Metazoa, Arthropoda, Insecta, Lepidoptera, Crambidae.